CCCCUCGCGUUGCCCGCGCUGUCUGACCUUAGUCUGCUAGGUUGGCAGACGAGUGCGAAGCCGUUUGGGAGGUCCUUCGGUGUUUCUGCGCAGAUUCUUCAUCGUCACGGAGAAUAAAUCUCAAAACCUACUGGGCCGCUUCCCGAAAGGCGAGAAGAUAUUCUAGACCUCUUCAUUUUCCAUCCAGAGGACACUGAUACCCCCCAGCAACCGCGGCUUCCGUUGGCAGUUUUGCCAGGUGUCGCCUUGAAAAAAUGACUACAGGACAGGAUCGAGUAGUUGCUUUGGUGGACAUGGACUGUUUUUUUGUUCAAGUGGAACAGCGGCAAAAUCCUCAUUUGAGGAAUAAACCUUGUGCAGUUGUACAGUACAAAUCAUGGAAAGGUGGUGGAAUAAUUGCAGUGAGUUAUGAAGCUCGUGCAUUUGGGGUUACUAGAAACAUGUGGGCAGAUGAUGCUAAGAAGUUAUGUCCAGAUCUUCUACUGGCACAAGUUCGUGAGUCCCGUGGAAAAGCCAACCUCACCAAGUACCGGGAAGCCAGUGUUGAAGUGAUGGAGAUAAUGUCUCAUUUUGCUGUGAUUGAACGUGCCAGCAUCGAUGAGGCUUAUGUAGAUCUGACCAAUGCUGUACAAGAAAGACUACAAAAGCUACAAGGUCAGCCUAUCUCUGCUGACCUGUUGCCAAGCACUUACAUUGAAGGUUUGCCCCAAGGCCUUACAACAACUGAAGAGACUGUUCAGAAAGAGGAAAUGCGAAAACAAGGCUUACUUCAGUGGCUGGAUUCUCUUCAGAUUGAUAACGCCACAUCUCCAGAUCUGCAGCUCACUGUGGGGGCAGUGAUUGUGGAGGAAAUGAGAGCAGCCAUAGAGAAGCAAACUGGUUUUCAGUGUUCAGCUGGAAUUUCACACAAUAAGGUCCUGGCAAAACUGGCCUGUGGACUAAAUAAGCCCAACCGCCAGACGGUGGUCUCACAUGGGUCAGUCCCACAGCUCUUCAGCCAAAUGCCUAUUCGCAAAAUCCGCAGUCUUGGAGGAAAGCUAGGAGCCUCUGUCAUUGAAAUUCUAGGGGUAGAAUACAUGGGUGAACUGACCCAGUUUACAGAAUCCCAGCUCCAGAAUCAUUUUGGAGAGAAGAAUGGGUCUUGGCUGUAUGCCAUGUGCCGAGGGAUUGAACAUGAUCCAGUUAAACCCAGACAACUACCUAAAACCAUUGGCUGUAGCAAGAAUUUCCCGGGAAAAACAGCUCUGGCUACUCGGGAACAGGUACAAUGGUGGCUAUUACAGUUAGCCCAGGAACUGGAAGAAAGACUGAAAGACCGAAAUGAUAAUGACAGGGUGGCCACUCAAUUGACUGUGAGCAUUCGUAUACAAGGAGACAAACGUCUCAGCAGCCUGCGCCGGUGCUGUGCCCUUACCCACUAUGAUGCUCACAAGAUGAGCCAUGAUGCUUUUGCUGUCAUCAGAAACUGUAAUACUUCUGGAAUCCAAACUGAAUGGUCCCCUCCUCUCACAAUGCUUUUCCUCUGUGCUACCAAAUUCUCUGCCUCUACACCUUCAUCUUGCACAGAUAUCACCGUCUUCUUGAGUGGCAACUCAAGUUCUCUGCCAAAGGUGCCAAUUACCAACUCAGAAGCUAAGACACAGGGAAGUGGCCCAGCAAUGACAGCCACUAAGAAAGCAACGACCUCUCUGGAGUCAUUCUUCCAAAAAGCUGCAGAAAAGCGGAAAGUCAAAGAAGCUUCAUUUUCAUCUUUAAGUGCCACUACGCAGGCCCCCAAGAGCAAUUCAACAUCAAAGCUCUCAUUUUUUUCCCAAAUGCUUCAAACUACAGGAACGGAGUCCUUCUUUAAGCAGAAACAAAAUAUUAAUUCUUCAGUUUCUUCCCCUCCACAAAAUCCACAGUCCAAUUUUAAAGGGUUAUCAAACUAUUUCCCAGCAGAAUAUUCAGAUGCUGCCCCUGUUUGUAAAGGAGCUUUGAAGCUAGACUCCUCUGAAGCAAUUCCUACAGAAAUGGAUUUGACCCAGAACAGCCCAAACGGCCUAACUCUUUCAGCUUCCAAGUCUGUGGAGAUGGCUCCAAAGGCAGCUACCACCCCUAGUCUUCUAGCUGCUGAGGACCAAGUGCCCUGUGAGAAGUGUGGCUCCCUGAUACUAGUAUGGGAGAUGCCAGAACACAUGGACUAUCAUUUUGCAGUGGAGUUGCAGAAAUCAUUUUUGCAACCCCAUUCCUCAAACCCCCAAGUUGUUUCUGCUAUGACUCAAGGCAAAAGAAAUCCCAAGAGCCCUUCAUCCUCCAGUAACAAACGCCCUAGGCCUGAGGGCAUGCAGACAUUGGAAUCAUUUUUUAAGCCAUUAACACAUUAGUGCUGCCCUCAGGCUUGCUGAAGGAUUUGAAUAUUUUAUCCAUACCCUGGGAAAUGCAAUAUGUUCAUUUCAUAAGGAAAUUCGUAACAAUGAAAUUUUUAGUUUAAGAAAGAUACUGGGUUAAGGUCCUAUCUUUUCCCAUGAUUUUAAUCCCAUUGCUGAUAGAACUGUAAACAUGCUAAUUCAGGAGGCUGUGGCAAGAGGAUCAAAAUUCAAGGCCAGUCUCAGCAACUUAGACACUGUCUCUUUUAAAAAAGAAAAGAGGGCUGGGGAUAUAUCUCAGUUGGUAGAGUGCUUGC
Molecule: messenger RNA, 2662 nt
Organism: Sciurus carolinensis (gray squirrel)
Lineage: Eukaryota; Metazoa; Chordata; Mammalia; Rodentia; Sciuridae
Gene: Polh
Product: DNA polymerase eta
Biological process (GO): error-prone translesion synthesis; response to radiation
Cellular component (GO): site of double-strand break; nucleus; replication fork
Molecular function (GO): damaged DNA binding; DNA-directed DNA polymerase activity
Source: RefSeq, a predicted model, not a curated record